Molecule: messenger RNA, 783 nt
Organism: Dioscorea cayenensis subsp. rotundata (Guinea yam)
Lineage: Eukaryota; Viridiplantae; Streptophyta; Magnoliopsida; Dioscoreales; Dioscoreaceae
Exons: 3
Coding region: 1-783 (260 amino acids)
Biological process (GO): DNA integration
Molecular function (GO): nucleic acid binding
Source: RefSeq, a predicted model, not a curated record
AUGAAACUGGAGAUUGCACAAUUCGUGGCUCAAUGUUUGACUUGUCAACAAGUAAAGGUGGAGCAUCAGAGACCUGGAGGACUUCUCCAUCCUCUUCUUAAUCCUGAGUGGAAAUGGGAGAACAUAGCGAUGGAUUUUGUGUCCAGUUUCCCUAAGACCAAUAAAGGUUUUGAUAGUGUGUGGGUAGUGGUUGAUAGAUUAACUAAAUCUGCUCACUUUUUAGCUGUCAAGACAAGUUUGUCUUUGGAAAAACUUGUUGAGCUGUAUAUUGACCAGAUUGUGAAGCUUCAUGGUGUUCCAGUCACCAUCAUCUCUGAUCAGGACUCCCGUUACCAGGCAAGCAUCCAAAUGGCUCCUUAUGAGGCUUUGUACGGAAGAUGGUGCAGGUCACCUAUCUGUUGGGAUGACAUGGAAGAAAGCAAACUUCUAGGCCCAGAGAUUAUGCUGAUAACAGUUGAGAACGUUUGCCAAAUUAAAGAUCGAUUACAAGCAACUCAUAGCCGACAAAAGAGUUAUGCAGAUAAUAGAAGGAGGAACUUGGAAUUCCAUGUGGGGGAACACGUGUUCUUGAAAGUUGCUCCUACUAAAGGAAUUGUCCAUUUUGGUGUUAAAGGUAAACUUAGUCCUCGUUUCAUUGGCCCUUUCAAAAUCUUGGAGUGCAUUAGUGAGUUCUUAGGAUUUGAGCUAAACAGUGAUUUGUCUUACGAAGAGCAACCAGUAAAGAUUGUAGACUUCAAGAAGCAAGAGUUGAGGAAGCGGGUCAUUCCUCAUGUCAAAGUUUAG